CAUUAGCAUCUGCUGCUGCUACUGCAGGACUACAGGGUGGUGGGGGGGUGAGAGAGACAGACAUACGGACCGGGCGAGGGAGAGAGACACCCAGAGGAGGGGGGUGAGACAGACAGACAGACACACACAGGCGGGGAGAGACAGACAGAGCAGGCGGGAGACACACACACAUCCACGGCAGAGGGACACACGCAGGCGGGAGAGACUCGCACACAAGGGAGGGGGGAUGGCCAGAUCUCAUUAGACAGGCGGAGCGGACAUUUUGUGAUACAUUACAGUAUCUGGAUGAGCGGAGAGAGAGGCUGGGGAGCCGCGCUGCACCGUGUCCGACCGGGAAAAGCGCCUGCCGCACCGUAGAUCUUUCGGGGGGAAACGUUGUAUCAAGUAUCGAAACGCGGACCAUUUGUAAUCAACAUUUAGAACGUUGGAGGAAACGCCGCGCGCAAGAUUUUGUAUCAACAUUUAAGACCGUUGGAUAAAACGCCGCGCGCAACAUUGUAUCAAGAUUCAGAACGUCGUCUCCGGAUCAGACCGCGGCCGCAGCAUUGUAUCAAGGAGAGAACGUUGGGGAAACAUUGUAUCCGCGCCGGCACCGGCAGCCUCGUGAACUGCGAUCCUCAGCGAAUCCCGGCGGGGAAUACACCCAGGGAGCAGCCGCCGCUUCUCCUAUCCCCCUCCCCCUAGCUCCUAGAGCCCCAUUAGCCCCCGGAGGGGCCCCUACUCCCGCCUGGUUCUCCUUCCUCUCCCUGGAGUGGAUUUUUUUUUCUUCCCUUCUGUGCAAGCCCAGGACUCGUGAAGCCGCCAUUUUUCCCCCCUGUGUGACACAUGAACAUGGCAUUGCCGCAGAGCCCGGGAUAUGAGCGCUCUCCCAGCUUGGAGGACGGGUUUACGGUUCUCCCUCUGCAUUGCUGAUUUUGGAUUGUAUAAGGUGAUCCUUUAAACACUGUUACUUCCAUAGACUGUUUUGCCAGUCCAACUCCAACAUACUUUGGUCAAAAGUUAGUGGAUUGUUGGAUUUGCCAUGGAGCAACGUGAAAACAUAAACAGCAGCCGACAACGGUGUUGUGAGACAGACUUCUUGCCAUCUGCUUCUUCUGCGAAGACAUCGACAUCUGGUGCUGGAGACAAAACCUUGAAGCCAGCAACCGGGGCCACUAAGACUGGACCUGGAAAUGGAGAGUCGAUGGAACCGGAAGAAGAGGAUGAACUAGGAGCCGGCAGAGAUGUGGAUUCAAACUCCAACGCAGACAGCGAAAAAUGGGUGACAGGAGAUGGAAUGGAAGAACAAGAGUUUUCCAUCAAGGAGGCCAAUUUUACCGAGGGAAGUCUAAAACUUAAAAUUCAGACCACCAAGAGGGCAAAGAAACCUCCGAAGAACCUGGAGAACUAUAUCUGCCCUCCAGAGAUUAAAAUUACUAUAAAGCAAUCUGGGGAGCAGAAACUCUCCAGGUCUGGGAAAAAUAGUAAACCUGCAAAAGAAGACGAAAGAGCUCACGUGAAAAAGAAGGUGCACGAGAGGUUUCAAAAACAUCCGGGCCUACAUUACAACUCCAGCGUUCCUCCAGUCAUCACCAGUAACACCUUAAAACCAAAGCACCAGCAGAAAAGCAACCAGAAUCGUCUUGACUGGUCACCAAAAUCGGACUCUGGUCCUUCAGCACCGAGUGGAUUUCUUAAUGCAGAAUCUGGCAAAAAAGACUCCCCUAAUGUCACCAAGAGUCCAAACCCAGAAGUGGCUUCCCCAUUUCUCAAACCUAAAAAAUCCAGCAUGGGGAGUUCUUGGAGUCAAAACUCAGCUUCCGUGGAAGGUAAUACUAGCAGUUCAGCUUCAUCGUCAAAUGGUGGCAGCAGCAAUGUCAUAUCAGCUUCUAACAACGAGAGCAAUGAGCUCUCAAAGUUAGAGGACCAAAAAGGUGGUGCAUCGGAACCAGCAGAACAACCAUUUGGUAAUACAAAAAAGAAAUCUGGUAAAAAAGAGUCAAGUCAAACCUUGCAGGUAGCAGAGGCUGAGCGGGAAAAAAGUAGUCCAAAAGCUCCUGAACCCAAAAGUCAUGAUACUGUGGAAAACAAGAAGGAUAAUGAAAAUUUGCCAGCUUCCCAACCACAACAAAAAUUGGCACCUGGACCUAAUAGUGAGAGUGACUCGAGCCACAAAUGUGCCAUGGUUCCACUGAAAUCUACACCAGUGGACCCCCCAGUUAACAAACGUAAGAAAAAGAAUUCUUUGAAACCAGUGGUGGACAAAAGGGCGCAGGAUUCGGAGCAGCUUUCGGCACGGUCAGUAGUUAAUGAAAUCAACAGAACACUUCACAAUCAGAACACUUCACAAAACCAAACCAGUAAUAAGAAGGACAACAAAGUUAUCAAGCAUAGUAAAGUCACUGCUCAUGAGAUGCCAUCAAAGUUACCAGAAGUUAGUGGAAGUGUAGGAAAAACGUUUGUCAACAGCAUGACCCGUCUUCAAAAAUCUUCUCCACCUGUAUCAAAAGCCAUUUCUGAUAACUCUCGGUCUAAAAUGUCAGAUGUACAACAUCCUAAAUUUGCAGCCAAGAAAAGAUGGGUAGGUGGGAAACCUAAAAUAAACACCACUCAAGAAAAUUCAGCUUCGCUCUCUGAAAAAAUUGUAGUUGAUCCUCCUUCUGCUUACCCAAUAACCCCCUCAAGCCCUCUUUACACUAAUACAGAUAGCCUUACAGUGAUUACACCAGUGAAGAAGAAAAGGGGUAGACCAAAGAAACAACCAUUGCUGACUGUGGAGACAAUCCAUGAAGGAACAUCGACUAGUCCAGUAAGUCCCAUUAAUCGAGAAUUCCCUGGCAUGAAGAAGCGAAAGGGGAGACACAGUCUUGCUGAACUGGUCCAGAUGACACCUUCUAUGGAAAAAUCAAUUGGCGAGUUAGAAUUUCACAAAAAAGUUGGAAAACUUGGAAUGUUGGAUAAGAAGACAAUAAGAACCAUCAAUAAAAUGAAAACGCUCAAAAGGAAGAAUAUCUUAAACCAAAUUUUGUCUUGCUCAAACAGCAUGGCCUUGAAAUCAAAAUCUCAGCCACAGACGAAUGCAAUAGCAACUGUAACCACGACUCUCGACGCUAGAUUAGGCAAGCAGAUUAAUGUCAGCAAGAGAGGAACCAUUUAUAUAGGCAAAAAAAGGGGAAGAAAGCCGAGAGCGGAACAAGUUCCCCAACCAAGUGAACGUAGAACAGCCAUUAAACAGACCAGGCCUGUUUCUAGCCAGCCCGAAAACCCAGCAGUGCCUUCCAAUUUGCAGUCAUUUGUUGCAUCUUCACCAGCAGCUAUUCACAGUUUUACCACUCAGCUUAUAGGUCCUAAUGGAAACCUUAGUCCUGCCAGCACUGAUACAAUAUUUUCAGAUUUAAAAACUAUGCCAAAUCUUCAGCCAAUCAGUGCUCUUCCAACGAAAACACCAAAAGGAAUACAUGGAAGUUCCUGGAAGUUGUCGCCGCCGAGAUUAAUGGCUCACUCGCCUUCCCAUCUGUGUGAGAUUAGCUCCCUAAAAGAGGUCACACUGUCGCCAAUAAGUGAGUCUCACAGUGAAGAAACCAUCCCUAGUGACAGUGGCAUUGGUACGGACAACAACAGCACUUCUGAUCAAGCUGAGAAGAGCUCAGAGUCUCGUAGAAGGUACUCCUUUGAUUUUUGUACUUUGGAUAAUCCAGAGGUUACUCCAUCUGAAACCAGCACAAAGGGCAAGCAUGGUCUCCGGCAGAAACAUCUUAUUGUUGAUAACUUCCUUGUCCAUGAAAGUGUUAAAAAGCCAAAGCACAAGAGAAAGAGAAAAGGUUUGCCCAACAGGGACAAUCUUCAAUUUCUUGCAGAUCUUGAAGACCUUAUCAACAAAUUCCAAGUCUUUAGAAUUUCCCACAGAAGUUACACCUUUUACCAUGAAAACCCUUAUCCCAGUAUCUUCAGGGUUAAUUUUGAUCACUAUUACCCAGUGCCAUAUAUCCAGUAUGACCCAUUGCUCUACCUUCGCCGGACCUCUGACUUGAAGUCAAAGAAAAAGCGUGGUAGACCUGCCAAAACCAAUGACACCAUGACAAAGGUGCCUUUUUUGCAAGGGUUUGGAUACCCUAUUCCCAGUGGAAGUUACUAUGCACCAUAUGGAAUGCCUUACACAUCAAUGCCUAUGAUGAACCUUGGUUAUUAUGGUCAGUAUCCAGCUCCUUUGUAUCUGUCUCACACGCUUGGGGCAACUUCUCCGUUUAUGAGGCCCUCUGUCCCACCACCACAGUUUCAUACAUCCUCUCAUAUGAAGAUGUCUACUGUUGCCAAGCAUAAAACAAAACAUGGAGUUCACCUGCCUACAUCAGUGGGUAUGGGCUUGGGUGACAUGGCUCCUUCCAAAACAGGAGCCGUUGGACUUUCGAGCAGCCGACUUCACAAAAGGAAACACAAGCAUAAGCACAAGCACAAGGAUGAUCGCAUCCUUGGGGGACACAGUGAUUUCAGCGGUCUUUUUUCAGGCAAGUCCACAAGCUUUUCAAGCCAUGUGGCAGAUGAGAAGCUCAGCUCCUCUAGCAAGGACCUUUUCACAGUGAGCGAAAAAAGCAAACACAAAGAGAGGCCGAAGCACCAGCAUUGUGAAACUGGACAAAGAGGUCCAAAGAGUUCUUUCGAGGUGGAUACACUUUCUUCUUUGUCGCUUUCAGAUGGUCAACACUUGACUCAGUCUAAAGACAAAAGUGACUUAACCAAUGAGCCUGAUAGCUGUUUAAAACGAUAUUCUGGAAAUGACUGCAACGGCAGAUCAGAUUCCUCAGAUUUGUUUGUGGAAAUGAGCUUGUCCAAUGACAAGAGAGAUGGGGAUUUGAAUGGCAAUAAAAGAAGGACUUUUGAAGGUUUCGGGUCCUAUAGAGAAAAAGACAUUCAGUCAUUUCGAAUGAACAAGAAGGACAGGAGUGCUUUUGAUCAUUCGGGAUCUGGUUUAACAAGUGCUCAUCAGAAAGCUGAUCAGAUGCCUCAGCAUAAUAAAAAUGAAACUACUUCUUCCAACAAUAUGACCAAAAGGAAGCCAGCAGCAGAAUCUGCAUCUGUGCCUCCAAAUCCCCUCUUAACCUUCUUCUCGUCAUCCAAUGAAUCAGCCAAUGCCACACUGCGAAAUCGUUUCAAGAGAUGCGAGAUUGAAGCAAUCCAGGGCGAAGUGAGGAAAAUGUGCAACUACAAUAAAAUUCUGUCCACCAAAAAGAAUAUGGAUCAUGUGAACAAAAUCCUAAAGGCCAAGAGGUUACAAAGACAAUCCAAGACGGGCAAUAACUUUGUGAAGAAGAGAAGAGGCCGCCCAAGAAAGCAACCAGUCUUGUUUGAUGAUGACUCUAGAGAUCAAAUGCCUGUUCUGGAGAAAUGUGUCGAUCUCCCGAACAAGCGGGGUCAAAAGUUCCAUUUGCAGGAACCAGAAGGGAACAAACAAGACACGGUCAUGGACACCAUCGAAGCGGUCAUACAUAUGGCAAGAGAAGCUCAAAAUUCUCGAGUGCCAAGAAAUGGAAAGAGGAAAUUCAUAGAUGAGGAGGUGGUGAAGACAAAAAGACACAGGAAAAGACGAGGGGAAUCUGGCAAUGGCCCUUGAGAUCACUACAGACUUAAGUUUGAUUUGAUAAUCAGGCCAACAAUUGAUGUAAAGGGUUAAACCCCCAUGAAUGGCUGCAACAUUUUUUUUUUCUUUUUGUCCCACCCCCUCAUUUAACAUCACAAAACGACUGCUUUGUACUACAGCUAAAGUACAAAUCUUGUGGCACUAGACGUAAAACAUGUACCUUCAUGCUAUACCUAUGUGAUUGUGAACAAGUCAAGCUGCGUUGGGUAUUCAGACAAUGUAAUUUUUAUUUCAGGGUAGAGGUAUAUUAUUCACCAUUCCAGAACCCAACAAUAGGUUCUGAAAAUGUUUUCAGUAGCAGUACAAAAAUUUCUGGUAAUAAAAUGGCCAGUAUAUAUGGGGGAAAUACCAACAAAAUGGGAGAUCAUCACUCCUCCUAUAUUCCCACACCAUAGAAUAAUUUAAAAAAUGAAUGUGUAAUUUUUUUUUUACCAUAUUUAUAUUUACUAUAUGUGUAGAUACACUCACCUUUCAUAACUCAGCCCUUUUAUUACUUAAAGGAUGGUUUCACUUUAGCGCAUUUUUAUAAGCCUGUAAUGACUUGAGACUGGCUAAGCACCAUAGGAAAUGUAAUUGUUUUUUUUUUUUUUUUUUUUUUUAAAUCCCCCAUUUUUUUUUUAAACACACAUGAAAGUUAACUUUAGUUUCUGCCAUGAUUUUUGGAGGCUGCAGAACCCAUACAUUGCACCUUAUCCACAAUGCAUGGCAAUGUCAUAUCCAGCAGGUGCAGUGUUUUGCCAACUUAAUUUAGUUAAAAAAAAACUGUAUAUUUUUUUUAUUUUAAGCGAUUACUGAAAAGGCUGUAUACCUGGAUAACUACUAGAACAAUCACAGAUUUACUAAUAGUUGUUACAGUGGAGAAAGUGUUCUUAUCUUAAAUUUCUAAGAUAUCAUAACUGCAAUUGUUCACACUUUAAGCCACAUUGGGAAGGAGGAACCCCUCCCACCCCUAUUGUGGUUGCCUUAAUAAAGUUUUUUUCUUUUCUGUUGUACAUAAUGUAAUUAUAACUUUUUUUCAGUCUGCAUGAUUGCAAACAGUCUGUGACUUAAAGUCUGUCUAUUUGUCAAUUAUUCAUUUAAAGUCUGAAAUGCGACAGCUGAUUUAAGGCCCAAAAAUAUAAAAACAAUCAAUGAAAAUAAUCUAGGUUAUGACUCUUAAAACAAAUAAAAUUUAGUCUGGAAGCAGGCAUGCUGUAUAGUUAGUUUUGGCAUGACUGGUCAGCUACAAAUUACAACACUUCAUUAUAGUUUUUGCAAAGUAGAAUCUUAGAACACUGGUUUGUUCUUUAAACAAUUACUUAACCGAUAAGAUAUUUGUAUCCGUUAAAAUAAAUAGCACUUUUUCUCUACCUUUUUUUUUUUAUUAUUUCUUAUUACAUUUUUUUGUCGUUUUAUCCUGAUCUAUUUAUAAGUUACCCACAAAUCAACCCAUGCUUCUAACAAUUGAAUUUUAGAAAUUAGAAAUCUCAGUUUCUGCAAGAAAUUUUUAGAAUGUAAUGCUUUUCUAAAAUACUGCCAGAUUUUUUAUUUUUUAAAUAAUGUACACUAUUAAAGGGAUGGGAGACAUUUGUCUAUCAUUCAAUCCAUUUCUAAUUGCUUGAGUCAUACUACAAAUUGAAAGUGAGGUCAUGACUUGCCUUCUGAAUUCUUCAAAGGAGUUUUUUACUUUGUCAAAAUUUCAACGAUCGAUCAGCUUCUUCACAAACGUCUUGGAUGACUUGUCAUACGCUUUCUUGGGCCGUGUUUGAAAGCCAUAAAUAAUAAUAAUGUACAGGAGCCUUCAAGGCCACAGAGAUUAUCUAGAGUUUUUAAUAAAUCACGGCAUAACCAGUUCCAUAGUGAAUAUUUUUGGAGAAAAUAGAUGUUUCACUUGUGAUACAAGUGGCUUCUCGAUCUCAGGUGCAAGAUUGUCGACAAUUUUAAAUAUUCAAAAAUUUGGUUCUUACAACUUUGUCAUCCAUGUAAUUUUUAUUUCCUCCAGGACCAACUUGGUUACUACGUAUGCACUACAGAGGCCCCCACAAUUUUUGCUCAUAUAGCUGUUAUUUUCUUUUAGGAUAUGUCUUUUUUUAGGUGUUUAUUACAGACGUGUGUUAGCAUGUGGACUUAAUUAUGUCAUAAUUAUAAUUUUUUUGCUUCAAAACUUAAUAUAUGGUGAUAACCCAUUGCAGAGUACGAGGAACAUUUUCGUUAACUGUAUAUAAUAAGCAUGCUGAUGAGUUACAAUAGGUCCAAACAGUGUUAUUGCAUUUAGGGUUUUUGCUCAACAGAAAUGGAAAAUUUAAGGGUUAUAAUCAUGUGACUGUCUGGAUAUCCAUAAGAGGAGGAAGUGUUGAGCUUGUAUAUUCAAGUGUGACAAAAUAGGCUUUUGAAUUUGGCUACAUAUGAAUUCAGUGCAGAUGUUUUUCAUUGCAAUGCUGCAUGUCCCUAAAAAUCAAAAUUUUUUUAUUAUGGUGCAGUUAUCCAAAUAGCAACUUUAUUAUUAUAUUAUUUUUUUUCGUUUGUUUAGUAUUUGUGUCAUCGGUAGCUUACUUACAGUCUCAGCUGUUGUACCCAUUAAAUGUAAUGCAAUUCCCAGUUCAAUUCAAAAGCACAUCUUUACCCCCCCCCCCCCACACACACAGUUUAACAAUUACCAUAUAUGUCUAUAUUUACACUACAAGGAAAGGAAAGACAUUAUAUCUAUAAGUGAAUGAGCUGCCAAUCUAUCAACGUCAGGGGUGUUACGUUUCAAUCCCACGUUGCUGUUUUUUUCUAAGCUAUUUCUUAAGUAAUGCACAUGAAAUGUUAUAUAUGUAUAUAUUUAAGGAUAAAAAAACGGGGCACAAAAUUGUUUUACAAGUCGUGCUGGCUAAUUUUUAGUUUGUAUUCAUAAGUGGUUUUUAAAAGCCUUUUUUAAAGUGUACUUGCAUGUUCUACUUUGAUUGUAUGUAAACAUAUUUUAGAACAAAAAAAAUUGUAUUUGUAUUUUAUUGAAUAUAGAGGCGAGAAGAAACUUGUACAUUGUUUGAAAUGUUCUUUUUGUAACAGUUUUUAUUCAUGAGGCAUUUUUGUACAUUUAAAAACAAAAAAUGAAAAAAAAAAACAAAAACAAACAAACAACAAAAUGAAUAUGAAAUUGCUGUUAUAUGAUGCAUAGGUACAUCAGGCAUGCUUUCUUGUCAUGCUAUGUCAUGAUCCUAGAUGUUGGUUUUUAAACUUUUUUUUUUUUUUUUUUU
Molecule: messenger RNA, 8832 nt
Organism: Hyla sarda
Lineage: Eukaryota; Metazoa; Chordata; Amphibia; Anura; Hylidae
Gene: SETBP1
Product: SET binding protein 1
Exons: 5
Coding region: 1022-5587 (1521 amino acids)
Molecular function (GO): DNA binding
Source: RefSeq, a predicted model, not a curated record